AUGGCAGCAAAGAUUCGUGUUGUUCACUGUGGUUCAGGCCCAACGGGUCGGGUGACUCUGAAAGCUCUGUUGAACCAUCCAAACCUGCAGUUAGUUGGUCAGCUGGUAUUCAGCCCUGAAAAGGAUGGCAAGGACACGGGAGAAAUCUGUCAGCUUGGGCGAGACGUCGGGGUGGCUGCUACGCGCGACAUCGAUGCCUUGAUAGCGACCAAGCCUGACGUGCUUACUUUUGUCGGCAAUGGGAACGAAAAAGACGCGACUGUUCGCACUAUUGCUCGUUUUCUCGAAGCCGGGAUUAACGUGAGCACACCCUGUCUGUUCUGGAUGGUGGAACCCACCACCGCUCGCCAGAAGAACCCGGGGGCAAACACGACCGAGGACGAGUCGAUCCGCAUUAUCGAAGAAGCUUGUGCGAAAGGGCGCAGCACUUGCUUCCUCACCGGAAGCGACCCUGGAUUCUUCAGUCCCUUUCUAACUGUCGCCCUACUGAAGGGAGCGGAUGAGAUUAACCAGAUCCGUAUGCAGGAACUGGGGAACUAUGCCUACCACGACGUCCCCUGGCUGUCCGAUGUCUUUGGCUUUGGUCAUCCCAGAGACUUCAAGAGCGUCAUGUCCCAGGGGACGUUCGUCAAACAUGCGUGGGGAGGAACUAUCAACGCCGUUGCCAAGGCCUUGAAGAUUGACAUGGACGAGAUACGGUUCUUCUUCGAGAAUGCUACGCACGACCAGACGCACGAGACCCUGUGGGGUAUUGUUGGGGCAGGAACUGUUGCAGCUGUCCGUGUUGGGCUCGAAGGCAUCUAUCGAGGAAAGCCCUUUAUCAUCCUUGAGCACAUCACCAGGACAUGCAUGGAAGCGGCGCCACAUUGGCCUCAAGCACAUGGCGGUGAUAUGGACAAGAAGAAGCUUCGCCACGAGUACACCGUCCUCAUCAAAGGGGACCCGGACUUCGACUGCCGCAUUGCGAUGAGCGAAUCCAGGGCUGGGGACGAUGCCGGUCUCUAUAACACCGGAGCCCUGGUCGUGAACGCCAUCUCAGCUUUGAUCAACGCCCAGCCAGGGGUGCUCAACGACAUCGGUCUCCCCCUGGAGGUGACACGCAACAUCAAGGUGUAG
Rhinocladiella mackenziei CBS 650.93 is the source of this 1116-nucleotide messenger RNA. RefSeq lists its product as uncharacterized. NCBI's taxonomy places the organism in Eukaryota, Fungi, Ascomycota, Eurotiomycetes, Chaetothyriales, Herpotrichiellaceae. Bases 1 to 1116 code for a protein of 371 amino acids. The transcript has a single exon. The record is from RefSeq and is a predicted model, not a curated record.